AUGUUGAGUCCUUCGACGCCAUGGGCAGCAUGCGAGCUUGGAGAGAAGCUGCGCGCUGGCAGCAGUGCAAGCAAUGCCGGCGCUUCGCUUGGUGUAGUUGCUCCCCCAGUUUUGGGGCCAGCCGUUUGCGCGAAGCAGCGAUCAAGCUCGCAAAGCCGCCUGCAAGUGCUGCAAGCUGCUCCCGUCGUCCUGGUGGCAUGGCAGUGGCGCAGGUCUCGGCUGGCAAGACGGGCCAACGCAGUGCCUUCCAAAGGAAGAGGCACGAAGCCCGUUGUCAACUGGCGCCGUGUUCGGCAGCUGGUGUUAGGAGCCUCAGCUUGUUUUGCCAUCUACCGGCUGGCCAAAUGGGGAUCAGCUCAACCUCUGGACACCUUCACCGACAGGGCACGUGCGUAUCACGGCGUUUGUGGAUCUUUAGCCGCUGACCUGGCCUUUUCAUCCGUCGCGUUCAUUGCCUUUGCCGUCUGCGCGGGCACAGAAACUGCAAUCACCACUUUGUGGCCCUGGAAAGUGCGGGAGUAUGCUCAGCGCGAGUACGAGAAGGCGGAGCAGAAGGUGAAGGAGAGUCGUGAAGGUGGUGGUCCUGAGAUUACUGCCAAGGCGCAGCUUGGCAAAUGGACUGCUUUGAGGGAGGACAUUCAGCGAUUCAUGCAGACUAUCCUCAUCGGGGCUACGUUGGCCGGCGUCGUAAGCACUGCCUUCAUCACAGAAAUCUGUGGGCAGCUGUUUGGGCCUCGUGGGCUGGGAAUCGCCACCGUGUCAGUCACUUUGGUGCAGCUGACGUUGGGGGAGAUCCUGCCGAAGAGCAUGGCCGUUUCAAAUCCAUACAACUUCGCACAAGCUACGUUGCCAAUCUUCUACAGGAUUUCAACCGUCGUUUACCCGGUCAGCAAGAUCCUCAACGAGGCCAUGUCGCUCUUACUUGCCAUGUGCGGCGUACCGGUUGACACCAAGAAGACUCCGUACGUUUCAGAGGAAGAGCUAGAUCUGGUCUUCCGGUCCGCGAUGCAAAGUGGCAUUGUGGACGCAGAAGAGGGUGAGAUGAUUCGAAGCGUCCGCAACCUCGACAGCAAGCGAAUCAAGGAGAUCAUGACACCACUGGUCGACAUGAUCUGCAUCGAGUCCGAGGAGCCCAUUUCCAAGCUUCACAAUGUCAUCAAGGAGACACAGUUCAGCAGAAUCCCUGUGUAUGAAGUCCGCUUUGAUAACAUCGUCGGCGUGGUGAGUAUGAAGACACUGUUGAAGAAUGCCAACUGUUUGGAAGACUUUGUCAGCGACAACACCAAGAAAGUGCAAGAGAUAUGUGAUGUACCCGUCUUCGUGCCCGAGACGAUGUCACUGAUCUCCGCCCUGCGCUUGCUUAAAGAGCGGACUCUUGCGAUCUGCGUGGAUGAGUAUGGAGGAACUACCGGGCUGAUUACUUUGGAAGACGUUUUGGAAGAGAUUGUUGGUGAGAUAUACGAUCCGGAUGAGGAGAAGGACAGGGUCGAGAAGCAGCAGAAUCGCGCCAAGAUCCAACAGCUUGGCCCUGAUCACUUCUCCAUGAGUGGACUGGCUGAGAAGGGCGAUGUGGAGGAUAUCCUCGGGAUAAAGAUGCCCGAGGGCGAGUACAACUCAAUCGGAGGGUUUAUGUGCAUGACCAUUGACCGAAUUCCUGUAAUCGGGGAAGCCGCAACGGUCGAGACUGCCGCGGAAAGGAUCCGCUUUGAGAUUGCCAGCGUGGAUGACCGCAGGGUGCUCUCAGUUGAAGCUUUCCGGAGUGCAAAAGAUGGCAAGAGCGACGAGGAGGCUGAGGAUGAAGCGCAGGAAACUGAGAAGAAUCAAGUGAUCUUUGUGGAGCUCGAACUUGUGGAGGACACGGCGUCCAAAGAGGCGGAGUCAGACGUCGCGUCGUCGGCGGCACCAGUGGUGGAGCUGCUUGUGGAAGAGGUGGAGUCCGAGAUAUCGUCGUCAGCCUCGCCGGUGGUGGAGCUCAAGCUGAUGGAGGACAUGGCCUCCAAGGCAUCUCCUUCAGAUGCGCCAAUAGAAAAGGGAAAGGGGGCUUUGAAGAAAGUCGAGGCGAAGGCGACGAUGGACAGCCGAAAAGCCCUGAAGCAGCCUGACCCGGACUCCCAGUCAGCGACUGGGAGUCAAAAGCCUUCCCCGCUCAAGAAAGCGCUUCCGGAUGCAAAGUCGUCCGAUGAGAAAGAGAGCUCAAGUCGGCCUGGGCCUGGAGGGGGAGGGAAGUUUUCGACCACAGAGACACGUGACGGACGUGACGUGGGGAAGCCAAAGGACGCAAAGGAGCCAGAGCUGCCUGCGAGGAAUCCGCCUAAAGAGGGCGACGGCCCGAAGGCCGGUACACCAUCGGUUUAA
Symbiodinium sp. CCMP2592 is the source of this 2355-nucleotide messenger RNA. The record is from the annotation of a GenBank genome assembly. NCBI's taxonomy places the organism in Eukaryota, Dinophyceae, Suessiales, Symbiodiniaceae.